Messenger RNA from Effrenium voratum, 1593 nucleotides. NCBI's taxonomy places the organism in Eukaryota, Dinophyceae, Suessiales, Symbiodiniaceae. The record is from the annotation of a GenBank genome assembly.
AUGGACCUCUCGGCCAUCCGAAGCCUCCGCGGCGCCGUGCGCUGUGGCCCUGGGGUGCGCUGGGACUUCGCCACGCGGCAGGCGCUGCCAGGCCGCGUGUGGCAUCCCGAGUUCCCGGAUGCGGCCGCUCUAAGCCGAGACAUGAGCGAAGACGAGCUCCGGGCAGUGCGGCAGGCGGCGCGCCUGGACGCGGUGCCGGCGGUGGAGGCUCCUGAGCGCCCGGCCGUGCUGGUGAUUAUCGGCCCCAGCGGUGCAGGCAAAACCAUGAUUGCGCCCUUGGCCGCCGAGAAGUUCGGCCUCGACUUCGACUGCUUUGCGGAGGUGGACGGGGACCAGAUGCGAGGCUGCCACAAUGUUUGGCGCCAGCAUGUGGUAGAGGAUCACGAGAACGGGUACUUCGAUGCCUAUGAGGUCUACACUUCCAACAAGAAGAACAAGGGCCUCAAGGUUCAAUACCUCACGGAGCUUCUGAAGGCUCGCAAGAAUGUCAUCUACCCAGACACCCAUGUCAAAGACGAGGAUCUCGCGUUGAUGAAGGAGCAAGGCUAUCAGAUCUAUACUUUGGCCCUCCUUAUCUCCCGUGCGGAGUCCGACUGCCGCCAGCGGAACCGCGCAGAGGAGACUGGGCGCUGGUCCGGCACUCCCAUGAAGAAGUGGCUGGCCACCAUGGCAGAUGUCCUGAAGAUGUGCGAUGUCGCGGACCAGGUCCUGGCCUACGACAGCACUGAUGUCUUGUCUCCGCGCUUGGUCUUGGCGCGGGGGCUGCCUGGUGUGGUGAGCCUGGAUGAGCUUAGGCCCAGCGUGGAGGCGCUGAAAGCUGAUGCCAGCUGGAAGCCGCUGCAACGAGAGGGCCACGCCUGGUGCGAGACCUUGAGCCUCGUGGGGCGCUACCGGAGGGAAGACGGAGGCGUGGUGGAGGUCACUGUGCUUGACCCCUGCCAGGAGGUCACAGAGGUGCAGCUGAACCCGCCGCCCGCCGAGACCUUUCGCUGCGUCUUCUCGGCAAAGACGUGCUGCCUGCACCUGCCAGGAGCACCAGUGGGCGAGAAGCUGGCGAGGCUGGAGGUGACGACCCAGCGCUUGCUGUGGGAUUCAGGGCCCUGGCGCCUCGAGGAGAAGCUUCCAGGCUCCAUCUGCCGCGGGGUGCGCGAGGAUGCGCGGCUUCUGUCGGCGCUGGAUCUGGGAGGUGGGCAGAUCUUGGACUUCUGCGCGGGCCCCUUCCGCGCCCUGCUGGAGACAGAUUGGAGCGCAGCCAAGGAGGCCUGCCUCACGGGGUCCUGGGGCCCCAAGGCGCUCCUGGUGAUGUCGCCCUCCGCGGGUGGCAAGACCACGGUGGUGUCGCGGCUGCUGGGCAGCUUCGGCAUCAGCUCCUCGGCCGCCAAGGAAGGAGAUGAUGUCCUUGGCCAUGGCACAAAAGCAGGAGCUGGUGGUUUCCGACACCGGCGCGGAGCUGCAGAGUUUGGAGCGACUGAUCGCGGAGCUGACGGGCUACGAGGUGUGCUUGUUGGGGAUCUACGCCGACCCCCAGGAGAUCCUGGCGCGCGGCGUGGCGCGGGAGAUCAGCGAUGGCAAGCGCUACAACAGGGACCUUGA